This is a messenger RNA of Lathyrus oleraceus (garden pea), 10234 nucleotides long. RefSeq lists its product as uncharacterized. NCBI's taxonomy places the organism in Eukaryota, Viridiplantae, Streptophyta, Magnoliopsida, Fabales, Fabaceae. The transcript is spliced from 3 exons. The coding region runs from base 8764 to 10092 and encodes 442 amino acids. The record is from RefSeq and is a predicted model, not a curated record.
GCACAAGUUAACCUUACCCAUUAAUAAAAAUCACCAAACUUAGGGAGACACAACAAACUUAGGGUUCAUCAAUGUGAUUUGUUCUAACUCUCGAAUCUCAGCCUUUUUUUUGUUCAUCGAUUCUUCGUGUAUGGAUUCACCAUUUUGACGUUGUGGUGGGUAAGUGUGGGGAUUCACAGUGUUUGUUUUCCAGUGCAUACAUUCAUAGCUUUUGUUGGUCUCAAUCCACCGUAAACAACCGCAAUCCUCUUCUUUACACGAGUAGCUCUCCAUCGGCGGUUUUUCAAGAUAGAUUUCAGAAGAAAUCUUUACUUCAAGCUUUAAAGAGAGACUUGAGUUAGUUCCUACUUUUAGACUGUAAGUUCAUAGUAUGAGUACAUGUUCAUAAAUAAUUAUUUUCUUAUACUUUUAUGGGAAUGAUUUUUGAAUUUUCCAUGGUUAAAACCCUAAUAUCUAGUUAGAAGAUCUUAAUACUUUGUUCAAACCAUGGGCAGUGGUAUGUCUUCGUCUUUGGUCCAGUAAGGUUUGACUUGUGUUUUUGUCGUGUCUUUUGGAAGAUUUUGCAAUGAUGGAAAAAUGGACCUCGAACAAACUGUCAAAGAUCUCCAGGCUCAGAAUGCUCAACUCCAGGAGAUGAUCUUGAACUUAUCCAAGGGGCAGGAGGAACUGAAGACUCUCUUGCUCAAGAAGAAAAAGGACAAGAAAUCUGUGAGGCACAUUAACCCGGGAAGAAGGCAAUUUACGAAGAUCAAUAUGACUUUAGCACAAGCACUGCAGGGUAUGCUAAAAGUAAAUUUAAUUACCCUCAGAGAUCCUCCUGCAAAACCCAACACUACUUCUCCUCGUUAUAAUCCCAACGCCAGGUGUGCCUAUCACUCCGAUAGCCCCGGGCAUGAUACGAAUGAUUGCUGGUCGCUGAAGAACAAGAUUCAGGAUAUGAUCGACGCUGGGGAAUUUGAAUUUGAUCCUCUGGAUAUUCCUAAUGUCAUCACUGCUCCUAUGCCCGAUCAUGACAAGACUGUUAAUGCUGUAGAAGAUGUGAAUAACGAUUGCAACUUGGAUAAUUGGAAGGCUGAAGACACUAUUCCAACUUCCUUUAGUCAGGAGUAAUUGUUUGUUGUUUAUUCAAUGUAUCAAAUUUGGUUAAAUGUUUUGUCAUUCUCAUAAGCAUAUUCAUAUUCAAUAAAUCAAUGGACUUUUUGCAUUCAAAUAUUGCGCUCUUUAUCUUUCCUGUCAUUUUUCAAAUAAGCUAUGCUUUCUUGCACACACUCACGUAACAAAUUGCGUAUCCACAUCCACUCUGGAUCCUGUUGAUAAUAGUUCUGCUACUGUUCAUUAUGACUUCGAAAAUCCGAUCUACCAAGCCGAAGAUGGAAGUGAGGAAGAUUGUGAAGUACCUGAAGAACUUGCCAGACUGUUACUGAAAGAAGAAAGGACUAUACAGCCGCAUGAGGAGUCAAUUGAAACUGUCGAUCUGAGUACUAAAAGUAGACAAGAAAGAAGUCAGAAGCCUCUUGGGGCACUUGAAUUACAUUGCCCGGUUUAUAUCCUACUUGAUUGCUACUUGCAAACCUAUCUUCAAAUUACUGAGGACAGUCAAGAGAUGAUGAAUGUCAGGAAACUUUUGAUAAAAUCAAGAAGUGUCUCCAAGAACCUCCAAUUCUGACACCACCAGUUGAAGGAAGACCUCUAAUCAUGUAUUGACCGUGUUAGAAAAUCCAAUGAGGUGUGUUGGGGCAACAUGACGAGUCUGGUCGAAAAGAGCAUGCCAUAUACCGCCUUAGCAAAAGGUACCGACUGUGAAACAAGAUACUCAUAGCUCGAGAAAGCUUGCUGCGCUUUGGCUUGGGCUGCUCGCCGACUAAGACAGUACAUGUUGAAUCAUACCACUUUAUUGAUUUCUAAGAUGGGUUCUAUCAAAUAUCUAUUCGAGAAACUUGUUGUCUCCUGAAAGAGUUAUCACUGAUAAUAGUGCUAAUUUGAACAACAAGACGGUUACUGAACUCUGCACGCGGUUCAAAAUAAAACACUCUAAUUCUUCUCCGUACCGGCCAAGGAUGAACGGCGCCGUGGAGGCUGCUAACAAUGUCCAGAAGCUUAUACAAAAGAUGACAGUAAUGUACAAAGACUGGCAUGAGAUGUUACCAUUUGCUUUUCAUGACUAUCGCACUUCAGUACGCACUUCGACAGGGGCAGCUCCGUUCUCUUUAGUCUAUGGAAUGGAAGCCAUCUUACCAGUGGAAGUUCAGAUUCCCUCGCUAAGAAUCAUGAAAGAGGCGGGCUUAGAUGAAGAGGAACGGAUUCAGACUCGACUCGAUCAGAUAAAUUUGAUUGAAGAGACUCGCGGCUGUUUGUCAUAGGCAGAUAUAUCAGAAACGCAUGACCCAGGCAUUCAACGAAAGGGUCAAGCGACAAGUGUAUCAAAUUGGCGACUUGGUAAUCAAGCGUAUCGUGCUACCGCAAACUGAUCCCAGAGGCAAAUGGACUCCCACGUACAAAGGGCCAUUUGUAGUUAAGAAGGUAUUCUCUGUUGGAGCCAUGAUACUUGCUACAGUGGAUGACGAAGAUUUCCCGCAUCCCGUGAACGCGGACAUAGUUAAAAAAUACUACGCAUGAAAAAGACCCGCUAGAUCGACGUAUCUAGGCAAAAGUAAGGGCAUCCCGGCGAACCGAAAGGGUUCGGGCAAAAAUUAGGGAUAUAUAUAAAAAAAAUGUACACCCGGCAAGUCGAAAACCUGAAAAGGUGGUUUGGGCAAAAAAGGGUAUCCUGGUGGACUGAAAACCUGAAAAGGCGGUCCAGGCAAAAAUUAGGGAUUAAAGCGUAUGACUAUGUCCCGUUCUCAGUCAACUUUCAUCCAAGUUCAAGGGAUUGACCAAGCCAAUCACUUCUAUCCGACAGCAGGGGAUGAGAUGCUUGAAGACAUAAUGGCAGUAGUAGACUUAAAAUCAAUAGGACUUUUUCUGCAUAGCUUUCUCUUUGUUUUUGACAAUUUCCUCUUACUAGGAUUUCUGUCUCCUUGUACACAAAUUGCCUGUUUAUAGGCCUUCUUUCAAAAUCAAUACAACCUUCUUUCAAAAGAUGCUUUUGUUUUUUUUCUUUUUCUGUUUUGUUUGCGUAAACGUCCAUUGAUUUAAUUUGAAUUAAUAUAUGCAUUUGAAUAUGACCAAUGUUUACCAAAAUACAUGCAUAGAAUAGCAAUAACAAUUACUACAAGACUUCAGGAUCGAGGAUAAGGUCUAACCAUGCUUCCAAUGAAUCCGCUACCAAUUCUCUUCCCCAGCAAGCCUAUUUUUCCCAGAAGAAAUUGGCAGUAUUCCCCGGCACAGCCAGCUAUUCCCCAACAGAGGUCGGCAUCGCCAGACAGGCUGAUCAUCUCAUCCAUCUCCAGCCCGACUCUGCUGAAUAUUUCCACCAUCAGACAUAAAUCAAGCAUCCCCAACCGAGAAAGGGUCAUCGACACAAAUGUCUCAAAUCAGUAGAUGGGGAUUUAUUUUCCCCAGUAGAGUCCCCAAGCAGAACUUCUCAUACGCAUAACUCAUUCAUUACAUCAUUUCACAGCAUACGCAUGCAUACAACAUUCGCAUUUAUUUUCGAAAGCAUAAAACAUCUCAUGAAUCAUGACAUGGCAUAAAGCUAACUUUUCUUUGCAGGUUAAUUAUCCUCCUGAUAUAGUCAAAGUAAAAGGCUCAUUCAGGCAGACGCCUUUAUCAAUCACAGACAAGAUUCAGAUACAUAUUCCAGAUGCAAUUCAUGGGAACAUUCAUUUUGACAACACCUCGAUAUCCUCCUAGCGAUGACAUCUUUAAGCCCAUCCCAGACAUUUAUUGCAAGUACAACGUAUACAGAUACAGCCUAACAUACGGUUCAUUCUGAUUCAGCUCAACAUAUGACUCCUUCAACUCAGAUACGAUCUAGCAUACGAUCCAUUCUGACCCUCAACAACUCAGAUACGAUCUAGCGUACGAUCCAUUCUGACCUUCUUCAACUCAAGUACAGUCUAAUGCACGACCAAGUUAGACCUUCAUCUGACCAGAUGCUACCUUCGGACAGGUACAUUUCUGGAUGAUAGUCCAGUAUACGGCUGCUCCCUUUCCCAGAUGCUACCUUCGGACAGGUACAUUUCUGGAUGAUAGUCCAGUAUACGGCUGCUCCCUUUCCCAGAUGCUACCUUCGGACAGGUACAUUUCUGGAUGGUAGUCCAGUAUACGGCUACUCCCUUUCCCAGAUGCUACCUUCGGACAGGUACAUUUCUGGAUGGUAGUCCAGUAUACGGCUACUCCCUUUCCCAGAUGCUACCUUCGGACAGGUACAUUUCUGGAUGGUAGUCCAGUAUACGGCUACUCCCUUUCCCAGAUGCUACCUUCGGACAGGUACAUUUCUGGAUGGUAGUCCAGUAUACAACUACUCCCUUACUCAGAUGCUACCUUCGGACAGGUACAUUUCUGAAUGGUAGUCUAGUAUACGGCUACUCCCUUUCCCAGAUGCUACCUUCGGACAGGUACAUUUCUGGAUGGUAGUCCAGUAUACGGCUACUCCCUUUUCCAGAUGCUACCUUCGGACAGGUACAUUUCUGGAUGGUAGUCCAGUAUACGGCUACUCCCUUUCCCAGAUGCUACCUUCGGACAGGUACAUUUCUGGAUGGUAGUCCAGUAUACGGCUACUCCCUUUCCCAGAUGCUACCUUCGGACAGGUACAUUUCUGGAUGGUAGUCCAGUAUACGGCUACUCCCUUUCCCAGAUGCUACCUUCGGACAGGUACAUUUCUGGAUGGUAGUCUAGUAUACGGCUACUCCCUUUCCCAGAUGCUACCUUCGGACAGGUACAUUUCUGGAUGGUAGUCCAGUAUACGGCUACUCCCUUUCCCAGAUGCUACCUUCGGACAGGUACAUUUCUGGAUGGUAGUCCAGUAUACGGCUACUCCCUUUCCCAGAUGCUACCUUCGGACAGGUACAUUUCUGGAUGGUAGUCCAGUAUACAGCUACUCCCUUUCCCAGAUGCUACCUUCGGACAGGUACAUUUCUGGAUGGUAGUCCAGUAUACAGCUACUCCCUUACUCAGAUGCUACCUUCGGACAGGUACAUUUCUGAAUGGUAGUCUAGUAUACGGCUACUCCCUUUCCCAGAUGCUACCUUCGAACAGGUACAUUUCUGGAUGGUAGUCCAGUACACGACUACUCCCUUUCCCAGAUGCUACCUUCGGACAGGUACAUUUCUGGAUGGUAGUCCAGUAUACGGCUACUCCCUUUCUCAGAUGCUACCUUCGGACAGGUACAUUUCUGAAUGGUAGUCUAGUAUACGGCUGCUCCCUUUCUCAGAUGCUACCUUCGGACAGGUACAUUUCUGGAUGGUAGUCCAGUAUACGGCUACUCCCUUUCCCAGAUGCUACCUUCGGACAGGUACAUUUCUGGAUGGUAGUCCAGUAUACGGCUACUCCCUUUCCCAGAUGCUACCUUCGGACAGGUACAUUUCUGGAUGGUAGUCCAGUAUACGGCUACUCCCUUUCCCAGAUGCUACCUUCGGACAGGUACAUUUCUGAAUGGUAGUCUAGUAUACGGCUACUCCCUUACUCAGAUGCUACCUAGUGUACGGUACAUUUCUGAAGUGUAGUCUAGUGUACGACUACCCCUUUCAUCAUCAGAUUCAGCCUAACGGACGACUCUCUCUUCAACUCAGAUACGAUCUAGCGUAUGGUCCAUUCUGAUCCUUUAUCCCCAACAGCAUAUGACACACUCCGACUCCCCAGCGAAGUCGGCAGCCUAAUGGAUGACUCAUUAUUCGGUCUAAUGUACGACCCAGUGUGGCACCCAUGUCUUCAAAUUGGCCUAAUGUACGGCUCGAUCUGAAGCUUUCGUCAUCAAACCUCCCGGAUGGCAUCUUUAAGCCCAUCUCCAUCAAGACCAACUGUCGAUUCUCAAGUACAAAUUUUUGGGGCAUUCUAGUGUUCAAUAAUCUUCCACCUCCAGACCACGAAUGGCAUACACGCCAUCCUAACUCUCUCGGUUCAAGAAUAUUGAACAGGGGCAGCUGUCAUACCCCAAAAUUUACCCAUCUUUUUUUCCUGGAAAAAAAAAAAAAAAAAAACGAAAAAAAAAAAAAAAAAUUUAAUUAAUUAAUUAAUUAAUUAAUUAAUUAAUUAAUUAAUUAAUUAAAUAAUUAAAAUAAAUAAAUAAAUAAAAUAUAACAAAUUAUUUUGGACUUGGGUCUCCCUCAUUCCAAGCCCAUUACCCACGAAAUUAGUCUAUAAAUACUGAAGUUUCAGUAGAGGAAAGGACUUGGAGUUAGACUGGGAGUUUACACUGGGAGAUUCACUGGAGAAAGAAGGAAGAGAAGCAAAACACUCUGAGGUUUCCUUGGAACAAAACCUUGAGGAAAAAGAAAGAGAGAGAACAGAGAAGGACGGAUAGAAACUUUGGCAUAGGAACCCUGCCAACUCGGAGAAUUCAGAGUAAAGAAACCCUGAAGGCAGCUCAUCCGCCCCGAAGCCAUCGCCGCCCAAUUCCCGCCGCCUAACUCAUUCCGAUACCACAAGUGGUCAAUCCCUUCAACCUUGAAUUGGCAAACAGGUUUGCGUAUCUCUAUUGUUUAUACUUUCAAUUGGCCAUAUCUACACAUAUAAUGCAUCAUGAUUAAAUGUUGAUAUAUAAUUUGCUUUCGUAUGUGAAGUUAAAUAUGCCUGAAUACCCUGAAUGUUUGACCAUGCUGUUCCUGUGAUAAAAUGCCAUAAAGUUCAAGGUUCCUAACAUGGGGCUGUUUUUUCUCAAAAUUCAAAAUCCGUGGCCGUUCGCCUGACCUUCGCUCGGCGAGGCAGAGGCGAACGAGACAAUACCUGAUUUUUCUAGUCUGUUUUUUUUAUGUUUUAUCAUAGCCAUGCAUUAUUCAUCCUAUCCUAUUUACUGUUGCGAUAUUUUUCCGGUGUAAUCUUCGAUUGCACCCUGAUUUGGUAUUCUGACAUGUUUCUUUUUGAGUUUCGAAAAGGUUCACAUAUCCCAGGAAAAGGUUAUUGGCUAGGUAUUCCACUUUAUUUGUGGGAUACCCUUGUGGAGUUUCACCCUAAAUUAAUUUUUAAUGUAUUAAUUUCUAAUGUAUUAAUUUUUUAAUAUAUUAUUUUUAAUAAUUUUAAUGUGGAGUUUCAUCCUAAUUAUAUAAUUAAUUGUAAAACUUUGCCUUUGAAUAAGUGAUCUUGGACCUCUCUUUGUUGUCUUACGAUUACGAUAUUACGGUCAUGUCCCGCGAACGUGGGGAUACCCUUAGCAAAGACCCUUCGGUUAAAUCAUCAUAAAAUAAAUUAUAGUCCCUCGGAUGUUGCCUUCGAAUAUACAACUUUGUCCCUCGAUGACCCUCCGAUGUUGCCUACGGUUAAAAGAUGAUAGUCCCUUCGAAUGCUAAGGUAUCCUCGUAAUUGUUGCCUUCAAUGACCAAUCGAUGACCCUACGAUGACCCUUUUACAUCCAAAGGAUAAAACUACUUAUUUCUCAAUAAUAAGGACAGUUUUACCCUCAUAAGGAUAGGAAAUACUCAUAAAGACCUUGGGUCGGCAUAACUCUUAAUUGCUGGCUCACAACCUAAAACAUUUUUUUCACACCUCACACCUUUCAAAAUAUCUUCAGAAAAUCACCACUUGGUAUACAUUCAUACUAGAAUCAUUACCGAGUUAUAUUUUUCUAAACAAUUUUCAAAACUAAACGAGAUAAUCACUUUGUAUACAUUCAUACAAGAAUCAUUACAAAGUUAAAUUCUCUUUUCAAAAAAACAAUUUUUCUAAACAAUUCACAAACACUUUUUUCAGACAAAAAUAAUAUAAGUGAUCGAGCAAUUAAGAGCCCAUGGAUAACCAUGGAUACAAAGGGUGCUAACACCUUCCCUUUGUAUAAUGUACCUCCCGAACCCAAAAUCUAAAUUAAGGUCUUUCCUGUUCUUUUCCACCUUUCCUUAUUGGAUAAAAGAAAAGUCGGUGGCGACUCUUGCUAACCGCGACAUUGCGAUUAAAACCACAAAAAAGUCCAGUUCACCGUAUGACAGAACUGGCGACUCUGCUGGGGAAUAUUUAAAAAGAGAGGUUACCUUAAAAACAAGAUCACUUAUUCAAUUUGUCUGAUUUAUUUUUAAGGGAUUGCUUGGGUAUGUUAUGCUUGAGUGAAAGAUCCUACACCCGGAUCUAGUGUACCUUAGGUAAGUAGCAAGAGAUCAUCGCGGCUGUCCGGCGUAUACUGGAAUGGUCAAAAUGAUGGCUACGGUUAAUGUGGCACUUUGGAUGUCCUGAUGUUCCUCAUGUUAGUUGAGGAAAUAUUUGGCAUUCGCGUGGUGUCAUAAAAGCAUUAACCAGACCUUUAGAACCCUAAUUGACUAAUCCUGGCCAUUAGAAAGUAGUGAGAUAACUGGCUUCGGUUCCGACUGGAGUUGGUUGAGACUCGAUACUACACUCUUUGAGAUUGGACUUUAGGGAAGCUUCGGUCAACCACUUGGUGUUGCACUGAAGUGGACUUAAGGAAAUGUCAAUGAUUUGAGAUCCUUCUAGAACCCGGUUACUAUUCUAAGACAGGUUGAACCCACCAAACUUCAGUGGGGAGGGUACUUACCUAUGGAACUCAUGCAAGCCUUAAAACCUAGGAAUGAUUGUUGUAUGACUUGCUUAUGCUUGUUAUUUGUUUAAUAUCAUAAUAUCAUAACAUCAUAACAUCAUAACAUCAUAACAUCAUAACAUUAUGACAUUGCACUAAUCACUUCGAGGACUUAGGGAUUUAACUUGGCUCUAUUUUGUAAGGCUAUGGCUCCCAGGAAGACUAUCCGGAUAAAUUUUGUAGUCAUCUAUCCUCAACUCAAGGAUUUAGUGUCAGAACUUCUUGAUCAGGCUCAGUUCGUCAAAAAGCAUGGUUCUCUCCUCGAUUUGGUUACCACUGGUUUCAAAGAAGAUAUGAUGAGAGUCCUAUUCCAGUUCUUCGAUCCUGAACAUCAUUGCUUCACAUUCCCCGAUUAUCAGUUGGUGCCCACAUUAGAAGAAUUUUCCCAGCUGCUUGGGAUACCUAUUCUUGAUCAAAUGCCUUUCAGUGGUUUAGAAAAGAUUCCGAGGUCCGAAAAAGUUGCCGCAGCUUUGCACAUGACAAAGUCAGAUAUUGAAGCUAAUUGGGUAACAAGAAGUGGAGUUAAGGGUUUACUUGCCAAAUUUCUGAUGAAUAAGGCCCGAGAAUUCUUAAAAGUCAUGAAUGUCCAUGCUUUCGAGGAGAUUCUAGCAUUACUAAUCUAUGGUUUGGUGUUAUUCCCUAAUCCAGAUCAAUUCAUAGAUAUGAAUGCUAUUCAGAUAUUUCUCGCUCGUAACCCUGUGCCUACCUUGCUCGGCGACAUUCUGCAUUCCCUUCACACUCGUACUAUGAAGAGGCAAGGGACUCUCAUGUGCUGCAUACCUUUAUUAUCCAGGUGGUUUAUUUCGCACCUUCCUCAGUCAGUCUUGAAGAAUGAGCAAAGUUUGAGAUGGUCUCAAAGGAUAAUGUCGCUCUCCCACUCAGACAUCCGUUGGUGUCCUCAUUUCAAAGAAAACAAUAUCAUCAUUGACCGUUGUGGAGAAUUCCCUAAUGUACCACUCAUGGGGAUAAGAGGAGGUAUUACUUAUAAUCCUGCUUUAGCCCUACGUCAGUUUGGUUGUGCUCGAAGAGAUGGUCCACAUGAAAUAAUUAUACAAGGCACGGUGUUUGACUAUGAUAACGAUUCCCAAGGUCUCCGUCAAAGAUUUGUGCGAGCUUGGGGCAUGGUGAAAAGAAGUACUUUAGGACAGAAAAACUCUAUUCCUAUGGAACCUUAUCUCAGAUGGGUCCGCACAAGGGCUCGUGAACUUGUCAUGCCAUAUCUGGCAGUCAGACCACUGAUUGUUGAACCAGAAGCUGAAGGAGGUACUCCUCAGAUCGUUCCUUAUCCAGAUAUGCCUACCGAUGUUGAAGAGUUAAAGAAGUUCUGGAUCCAGUUGAGAGAGGAAAGGGAUACUUUUGAAGCCCAGUUCUGUGCUACAAGGAAGAAGGUGUUAGAGCUCACCGGCCAGCUUAAUGAGGAACGAAGACUCAAUACAUAUCUUCGCCCAAAAAGAAGCCGUCCCUGGGAGACCUAAGCUUUUAUUGUAUUUUACUUCUUAUUAUAAUGAAUAUUAAUCAAAUAUUAUUAAUAAAAGUGGCUUUCUUUUUUGGUAGUUUAUGCAAAAUUAAAUUCCAAAAGUCCUUGAAAACAUUUCAUACAUUGCAUAGCAUAACAUG